AUGGAGGUCGUUAGCGAUACGGCGUCGUUGGAUGUCGAUUUGUUGCAGCUCCCUGAGGUGUCCGCUUUGGCACUCAAAUCAAACCUGAGCUUCGUCGAGACGCUCUUUGAGCAAUGGCUUUCGCUUCCUGAAAGCAAUCGAUUGGUAACAUCAUUGCUAAAUGAAGCAAAGUCAAGUGCUCCCUUGAAUGUCCCAGGGAAUUGCUCUAGUCCAAAUGCUUCAAGCAAUUCUUUGCCCUCCAUGUUUCCUGCUGGCACUGCACCACCUCUUUCACCAAGAAGUUCAUCUGGCUCCCCUCGCAUAGUGAAACAGAGAGUCGGCCCUUCUAAUUUGGGUUCUCCGUUGAAGGUUGUCAGUGAGCCAGUUAAAGAAUUGAUACCUCAGAUUGAUAAUGGAACUGAAGUUGUGACAAGGAAAGCAUUUAUUGAUUAUUGGAUCAAUGGCAACAUGUUGACAAAAGAUAUAGCUACCCAGAUAUAUACAAUUUUAAAACAACCACAGCUCAAGUACCUUACCCAGGAUGAUUUUAAACCUGUGCUACGUGAGCUUUUGGCAACUCAUCCAGGGUUGGAGUUCUUGCAGAGCACACCUGAGUUUCAAGAGAGAUAUGCUGAAACUGUCAUAUACAGAAUAUAUUACUACAUUAAUAGAUCAGGAAAUGGUCAUCUUACCCUGAGGGAGCUGAAGCGUGGAAACAUAAUUGAUGCAAUGCAGCAUGCUGAUGAAGAAGAGGACAUAAACAAGGUUUUGAGGUACUUUUCUUAUGAGCAUUUUUACGUUAUAUACUGCAAGUUUUGGGAGCUGGAUACAGAUCAUGAUUUCUUGAUAGACAAGGAGAAUCUUAUCAGAUAUGGUAACCAUGCGCUUACCUAUCGAAUUGUUGAUAGAAUAUUUUCCCAGGUUCCCAGAAGGUUUACCAGUAAGGUUGAGGGAAAGAUGGGUUAUGAAGAUUUUGUUUACUUCAUACUGUCAGAAGAGGACAAAUCAUCUGAGCCGAGUCUUGAGUAUUGGUUUAAGUGCGUUGAUUUGGAUGGAAAUGGAGUUCUGACUCGGAAUGAACUGCAAUUUUUUUAUGAGGAGCAAUUACAUCGAAUGGAGUGCAUGGCCCAAGAACCUGUGCUUUUUGAGGAUAUACUGUGCCAGAUCAUUGACAUGGUUGGACCUGAGGAUGAGAGCUAUAUAACCCUCCGUGACCUGAAAGGUGGUAAACUCUCAGGAAGUGUUUUCAAUAUCCUGUUCAAUCUGAAUAAGUUCAUGGCCUUUGAGACUCGUGACCCAUUUUUGAUUCGUCAGGAACGUGAGAAUCCGACAUUGACAGAGUGGGAUCGCUUUGCUCAUAGAGAAUAUAUUAGGCUUUCAAUGGAAGAAGACGUAGAGGAUGCCUCCAACGGCAGUGCAGAAGUUUGGGAUGAAUCACUAGAGGCUCCCUUCUGA
Molecule: messenger RNA, 1434 nt
Organism: Sphenostylis stenocarpa
Lineage: Eukaryota; Viridiplantae; Streptophyta; Magnoliopsida; Fabales; Fabaceae
Source: the annotation of a GenBank genome assembly